Molecule: messenger RNA, 348 nt
Organism: Staurois parvus
Lineage: Eukaryota; Metazoa; Chordata; Amphibia; Anura; Ranidae
Source: the annotation of a GenBank genome assembly
UUUCUAUUCCCCUCUACUCUGCAGGGACUGCAAAUGGCUGAUCGAGCUUGCAUUCACUAUAUCUGGUCUCCCCGGACCCUGCAUUCACUAUAUCUGGUCUCCCCGGACCCUGCAUUCACUAUAUCUGGUCUCCCCGGUCCCUGCAUUCACUAUAUCUGGUCUCCCCGGUCCCUGCAUUCACUAUAUCUGGUCUCCCCGGUCCCUGCAUUCACUAUAUCUGGUCUCCCCGGAACCUGCAUUCACUGUAUCUGGUCUCCCCGGACCCUGCAUUCACUGUAUCUGGUCUCCACGGACCCUGCAUUCACUGUAUCUGGUCUCCCCGGACCCUUGCCUUCACUAUAUCUGGUC